Molecule: messenger RNA, 1173 nt
Organism: Wallemia ichthyophaga EXF-994
Lineage: Eukaryota; Fungi; Basidiomycota; Wallemiomycetes; Wallemiales; Wallemiaceae
Exons: 1
Coding region: 1-1173 (390 amino acids)
Source: RefSeq, a predicted model, not a curated record
AUGUCAUCAUCGCCUGAACCCGAAUUAAUCUACGAUAGUGGUAGUGAUGGUUAUAAUCAGCUUGAUAACGAUAACGAUAACGAUAACGAUAACGAGCAUUUUAAUCCGGGCUCCGGAGGUUUAUUGCCUGGGGAUGUGGAUUUACAGAAAGAUACACACGACAACGCAGACGUCAACGAGGAAAAUGAAAAUUAUAACACCCAUAUUCAAGACACAGACAUUCCACUCCCCACACUCCCCUCCCUCAAGAGAAAAGCUAUGGACGAAGCCAGCGAUAGCCCUUCAAAGCUCACGAAAGCAAAAGCACAUACCAAUGCGCUUGACUCAGCUCAACGCCCUCGACAGUCAAAACCAGCUGAAGAAGAAUCACCCUUCUGGCCCAAAGCUGAGAGCAGAAACAGCCAAACUAAAUUCAAGAGACAGAGUUUAGUUGGUGUAAGUGGUGAUGGAGGUGAUGGUAGAAUCGAUGCUGAUGGCGAUACCACCGGUGGCAAUUCAAGACUUAAGCAGCUUUUCGCUAUCGGCGAUGCUCCACGCUCCCCUCGAACGGAGGUACUAAACAAACGGUUUCAGCAUCAGAACCAGGACCAGCAUAAAAAUCACGAUCAAGAUCACGACAAGGAAAACCCAUUCUAUGAUGCAUUUGUAGACGUACACGAGCAUCCUCAUCACAACUACGGUGAAGAUUUUCAUUCUGAUAGUACAACUGAUCCACGUCCUGUCAUUGUCAAGCACGAAUCAGACGUUGGUGCUGUGCGAGGCUGGUCACCUGGUGAAGAUGAGAAUGAGAAUGAGAAUGAGAGCGAGAGCGAUAGUGAUCAUCACAGCGAGGAUGAUAGCCAACGCAUCAAUAAUUACAUGCGUAGAAACAAGCAACGUGAGGAUGAUGAUAAUCUCAAUGGCUUCACAAUAUACACUCAAGACGAUGCUCAAAUCACCCGCAAUUCACAGCACUCGCUCAACGCAGCCCAGAAAUUGAAACAGACGAUUGAAAAUGUCCACAUCGUCUCUCUCGAUGCUCUGAUGGAGGCUAGCAGCGAGUCAGCGCAAUUCCUAGACUCGUCUGCAGCACCACUCAAACGUCUAUCUAAUAUAAUGGCUGAACAUUCACGCUGGAUUGAAACAUUCGUGAGAGUGGUAGACCAGAAGAAGCACAACGAAGCUAUAUUGUAG